Messenger RNA from Scomber scombrus (Atlantic mackerel), 1683 nucleotides. RefSeq names its product mucolipin TRP cation channel 3b (gene mcoln3b). The coding region runs from base 1 to 1683 and encodes 560 amino acids. Gene Ontology annotation, molecular function: NAADP-sensitive calcium-release channel activity. The record is from RefSeq and is a predicted model, not a curated record. Gene Ontology annotation, cellular component: plasma membrane; lysosomal membrane. The transcript has 13 exons. NCBI's taxonomy places the organism in Eukaryota, Metazoa, Chordata, Actinopteri, Scombriformes, Scombridae.
AUGGAGGAGACAAGUGACUUAUAUGAUGUGUAUGAGACAGACAUCCACCCUGUCUGGACAGACCACCAGCAUCAGUCCCUGGAGGAUCCGGAGAGUGUGGAGUGUCUCAGAAGGAAGAUCAAAUAUUAUUUUAUGAACCCUUGUGAGAAGUACCAUGCUCGUGGCAGAAAACCAUGGAAACUAAUCCUGCAGAUUAUCAAAAUUGCCAUUAUUACUAUCCAGUUGGUGUCUUUUGGACUGAGCAACCAGAUGGUUGUCACAUUCAGGGAGGAAAAUCUGAUGACAUUCAAGCACCUCUUCCUGAAAGACUAUGUUGAUGGAAGUAUGGAUACGUAUGCUGUUUACAGACAGGCAGAUGUUUAUGAUCGCAUUGAUUAUGUCAUCAAACAGUUUGGACUUCUGCACAACAACACAGUGGGCAAUCACGAAUAUGAGAAAAACGGUACCAACUUCACCCCCCUGUCAAUGUGUCAGGACUUUUACAGAAACGGUACCCUCUAUCCUGGAAAUGAGACCUUUGAAAUUGAUGCACAUGUGGAUACUGAGUGUAUUAAAGUUUAUCCGAUGCGGUGGCAGGCCUCACGGGAAAAACUUCCUCAUUUUGAGUUGUAUUUCAGAAGGAUGCUCUCUGUCAGGAUCGAGUUCGUCCUCAAGGCCAUAAAUUUACAGACAGUGAGACAUCGAGAGCUGCCAGACUGCUACGACUUCAAAGUUAUUAUCACUUUUGAUAACCAAGCCCACAGCGGCAGGAUAAAGAUCGACCUGGAAAACGACGUGGAGAUCAAUGAAUGCGUAGAGUGGAAAGUAACUGGAGCGUCUGCUAGGAACAUCUUCCUGACUGUGCUGUUUGACUGCCUCAUCAUCGUAACGUGCAUCACUUCCUUCUGCCUCUGCACACGCUCAAUUCUCAAUGGGAUACAGCUGCAGUUUGAGUACACACUCUCCUGCAGGACGCACAGCGAUAAAGAAGUCCCAUGGUCAGACAGGUUGGAGUUUGUGAACGGCUGGUAUAUCCUCAUCAUUGUCAGUGACACACUGACCAUCAUCGGCUCCAUUCUCAAGAUAGAGAUCCAGACUAAGGCCCUCACGAGCUAUGACGUGUGCAGCAUCUUCCUUGGUACAGGCACCAUGUUCGUUUGGAUUGGGGUCAUCCGCUACAUGGGCUACUUUCGGAAAUACAACACCCUCAUCCUGACACUCAGGGCAGCUUUCCCAAAUGUAAUCCGUUUUAUCUGCUGUGCUGGAAUAAUCUAUCUGAGUUACUGUUUGUGUGGCUGGAUCGUCCUUGGACCGUAUCAUGAGAAGUUCCGGACCUUGAACACAGUGUCUGAGUGUCUGUUCUCGCUGAUCAAUGGAGACGACAUGUAUCCCACCUUUAAGAACAUGAAGCAAAAGAGCAGCCUGGUGUGGCUUUUCAGCAGGGUCUACCUCUAUACCUUUGUCUCGCUCUUCAUCUACAUGAUCCUCAGUCUUUUCAUCACACUCAUCACUGACACCUAUGACACUAUCAAGCAACAGCAGGAGAGUGGAAUACCAACGACAGAACUGCAAAGAUUCCUGUCAGUGUGUGAAGAUCUGCCAAAAUCAGGGGUAUUCAGACUCGACUCGAAGAACAACACCUGCUUCUUUAACUGCUGCAUGAGGUGCAGGAAGAAUGAAGAGGGGUUGACUUCAGAAGCAUAG